CCUUCUCCACACCCCCACCCCACGACAACAAGGUUAGCCCACAGCAGCAGCAGCAUGGCCCCGCAGAGCCGCCGCCGAGGGAUCGCUCGGACAUUCAACCGUCGUCAUGCGGACACCGAGUCUGCGUCACCCCCAUAAACGAGGACGCGCGCGCACUACCAAUCCUCACGGGAUCAUCUCUUGGGAGUAUCCAUUCGACGAACACGCGUGGAUUUGAAGAACCAUGGAGGUAAACUCUGCUGAAGCUCCUACCCCGCCCGUCGCUGCUCCGCCCGCCCCGAAACCUCAACCGCCCUUAUACCUCAGCCCCGCCCACAGCCUGCUGGAGUGGCGUCGGCGGGUCAGGUCCGAGUACAUGCGCCUCCGCCAGCUGAAGCGCCUCAAGAAAGCAGAGGAGGUCAAGGCCGUGUUUGUAUCUAACCGGGUCAAGAUCGAGAAACAGACCGGCAUCCUCAAUGAGGAAUGGUCCAAACUGAGGCUCCAGUCGGUGCCCUUGUCAUGCUCAGGCCCCGGCCCGGCAGCUACUAAGAAGAUGUGUACCGUGGAGUCGGGCUUCCCGGGGUUCAAAGUUCAGGCCGUGGCCAUGAGGCCUCUGUCGACAGUGACGGGAAUUCCCUUCAUGUACUCCUGGUCGCCUUUGCAGCACAACUUUAUGGUGGAGGAUGAGACAUUCCUGCACAACAUUCCCUACAUGGGCGACGAGGUAUUGGAACAGGACGAGGCCUUCCUGGAGGAACUGAUUGACAACUACGACGGCGUCCAUGGCGACCGAGGUGCGUUUUUCUUUGUUUUGUUUUUAAGCCACCAUUCCUUGACAUCUACUCUGCUCAUAUUGCCAUAUCACCUCCCAGAGGGGGGCUUCAUGAGCGACGAGAUCUUUAAGGAACUGGUGGAGGCCUUGAGCCAGUACUCUGACCACGAGGACGAGGAGGAAGCGGCGAUGCCGACGGCAGCAACCGAAAAAAAGGAAGAUGAACGAGCGAUGAGGCGCAGCUCGAGCGAGGGCUCAGAGGAGACCAAAGCGCCGUUCAUCCGCAGGAAGAGGAGGAGCACUGUGGAGGUUCGGGACCCGUCUGGCAGCAAGAAGAUCCCCAGCGACAAGAUCUUCACCGCCAUUGCCUCCAUGUUCCCGUACAAGGGCACCACGGAAGAGCUGAAGGAAAAGUACAAGGACCUCCUGGAACCUCCCAGCCUGGUCAAGCUGCCCCCCCUCUGCACCCCCAACCUGGACGGACCCUUUGCAAAGUCGGUGCAGCGAGAGCAGUCGCUGCACUCCUUCCACACGCUCUUCUGCAGGCGAUGCUUCAAAUACGAUUGCUUCCUCCACCCUUUCCAUGCAACACCAAACGUGUACAAGAGGAAGAGCAAAGAGAUCCGAAUGGAGACAGAUCCGUGCGGCGCCGACUGCUUCCUGUUGCAGAAAGGGGCUAAAGAGUUUGUGGAUCAGAACAUGUUGCGCUUGCGGAGGUUCCGGAAGAAGCGCAGGCAGCAACAGCAGCAACAGCAGCAACAGCAGCAACAGCAGCAACAGCAGCAACAGCAACAACAGCAACAACAACAGCAACAACAGCAACAACAGCAACAACAGCAGCAGCAACAGCAGCAACAGCAGCAACAGCAGCAACAGCAGCAACAGCAGCAACAGCGGCCCGCCAGUGCGAGUUGCCCUGGACCGUCGGGCUUUGCCGAAGAGAGCAAAGAUGGGGAAAGCGAGCAUGAAACGACAUCAUCCUCAGAGGGGAAUUCGCGCUGCCAGACACCGACCAAACUACGGCCGGCCGACGACGACGCCGAGCAGCCGACGUGCUGCGCGGUUGAGUGGAGCGGCGCCGAGGAGUCGCUUUUCCGGGUGCUGCACGGCACCUACUUCAACAACUUCUGCUCCAUCGCCCGCCUCAUUGGCACUAAAAAUUGCAAGGAGGUGUACGCUUUUGCGGUGAAGGAGGCACUCAUCCAUCACGUCCCCCUGGUGGAUGGAGGCAUCUCGCCGCAGAAGAAGAAAAGGAAGCACAGGUUAUGGGCAAAGAUCCAGCUAAAAAAGGAUAACUUGUCCAAUCAGGUGUACAACUACCAGCCAUGUGACCACCCGGACCACCCAUGUGACAGCACCUGCCCGUGUGUCAUCACCCAGAAUUUCUGCGAGAAGUUUUGCCAGUGUGAGCACGAGUGCCAGAACCGCUUCCCGGGCUGCAGGUGCAAGACCCAGUGCAACACCAAGCAGUGUCCCUGCUACCUGGCCGUGAGGGAGUGCGACCCGGACCUGUGCAUGACCUGCGGCGCCGCCGACCACUGGGACAGCAAAGUGGUCUCGUGUAAGAACUGCAGCAUCCAGAGGGGCCUCAAAAAGCACCUUCUGCUGGCGCCGUCAGACGUCGCCGGGUGGGGCACUUUCAUCAAAGAGCCUGUGCAGAAGAACGAGUUCAUCUCAGAGUAUUGUGGAGAGCUCAUCUCGCAGGACGAGGCCGACCGACGAGGAAGAAUCUACGACAAAUACAUGUCCAGCUUCCUUUUCAACCUGAACAACGACUUUGUCGUCGAUGCCACCAGGAAGGGGAACAAAAUCCGCUUUGCCAAUCACUCGGUCAAUCCCAACUGUUACGCCAAAGUGGUGAUGGUGAACGGAGACCACCGCAUCGGGAUCUUUGCCAAGCGGGCCAUCAUGCAAGGAGAAGAGCUUUUCUUUGACUACAGGCGAGUGGCGUUAAAAACAACUCACAGAUAUUAUACAGCCAAGCAGACGCCCUCAAAUAUGUCGGCAUCGAGAGGGAGGUGGACAUGUCCUAGCCGCCCAGCGCAAUACACAAAUACUGCAUAUCCUGACCUUAACGUCUGCUAGCGCCUCCGCUAACGUCUCCACUAGCAACUCCGUCCCAUCCCGCCUCCCUCUGCAGCAUGGAACGUUGGCUCCGUCCUUCAAAAAUACGAGCCUCAAAAAAAAAAAGAAAAAAAAAAAAAAAAGCAGUCACUAUCUCCUCGGUGUCCCUUCCUUUCAUCCGACCAAAUGCACGAGUGUCCACGUCACGCUUGUCAACUUGAUACUAUUACAGUAAUCCGUGUCGCAAAAGGCUUUUGCUUCGUGCUCACUCCGGGCCGUACUCGUAGUGUCCGUUUAGUUCCAGCAAGCGGUAACGUGCAUGUGCUGUCUCCCGAGUAAAUAGAAACCAGUAAACGCGUUUAGUUGUCAAUAUUUUUGCUUCGCAGUGUUGUCACAUGACGCCACAAGAGGCUCAAAGUUGUGCAGUUAUGUCAAAAAUAUUAUCGUAGGCAAGAAACCGACUGACUGAAUGUAACCCGGAGAUGGCGGUGAAGAGAUCGCAGUCAUUUUUGUUAAAGGGGGCAUGUUAUGGAAAUUUGACUUUGUAAUGGCUUGUAUACAUAUAGUUGGGCCCUUUGAGUGCCUGCUCACCCAUAAAUUGUGGAAAUUAAAGUCAAGUAAAUCUUGA
This is a messenger RNA of Syngnathus typhle (broad-nosed pipefish), 3443 nucleotides long. RefSeq names its product enhancer of zeste 1 polycomb repressive complex 2 subunit (gene ezh1). NCBI's taxonomy places the organism in Eukaryota, Metazoa, Chordata, Actinopteri, Syngnathiformes, Syngnathidae. Gene Ontology annotation, molecular function: histone H3K27 methyltransferase activity; protein binding. The transcript has 19 exons. Bases 224 to 2836 code for a protein of 870 amino acids. Gene Ontology annotation, biological process: chromatin remodeling. The record is from RefSeq and is a predicted model, not a curated record.